This is a messenger RNA of Parnassius mnemosyne (clouded apollo), 636 nucleotides long. NCBI's taxonomy places the organism in Eukaryota, Metazoa, Arthropoda, Insecta, Lepidoptera, Papilionidae. The record is from the annotation of a GenBank genome assembly.
AUGAAUUGUUUAGCGUGUACCCGCGAAGUCGGAAAAGAAGAUUAUUUGCAAUGCGCAAAAUGUAACGAAAUAUUUCACUAUUUAUGCCUUAACAUACGCCCAGAGAAUAUUGCGGGCUUGCUUCCAGACGCAUUACUUAAUUGGAUUUGCCCCAUGUGUAUGAUUAAGCAACCGAAAGGUAACAAUUCCGAAUCGGUAGCUCGCCCCUCAACACCUACAUCGUUAGCAGAAAUUUCGUUUAAUAACGUGUCCCGACGUAAGGCGCCUGCAAAACUUGAUACUAACAUCAAUGUAGAUAAUACAAGUGAUUAUGUGCGUCGCUCAGAACUGCGAGAAAUACUUCGCGAAGAAAUAGCAACGGGGUUAAAGUCUUGCACCACGGAGUUUACAGUUGGCAUUAGCACAAUUAAUGGACAAAUAAGUAAUCUUAAAUGUUCUAUUGAAUUUAUGAGUGACAAGUUCGAUAAGAUUUCAGACGAAUUUAAAAUUCAACAACAAGAAAUAUUCAUCAUUACAGCCCUUCACAAGUCCACUGCUGAACAUAGGCCUCCCCCAAAGAAUGCCACAAAGCACGGUCCUGAGCCACCUGCAUCCAUCGACUUCCUGCAUAUCUUACCAGGUCGUCACUCCAUCUAG